ACGGGCGGCCUUCUCCCCCUGCUCGCUCGCCGGCCGGCCGGCCGCCUGCUGAACAGUCCUCGCAGUAUAAAGCCUUCUAGAAUCUUCUCCUGACACGCCACUCUCGGUCUCGCUUAUCCCUCUUCUAGAAGCCUUUCGCCAUGGACGCCGGCCGGGACGAGGAGGCCGCCUCCGCCGCGGAGCCGCUGCUCGCCGCCUCCCGCCCGCAGCGGAGCCACGCUGCCGACGUGCACGUCCUAUCCGCCGCCUUCCUCUUCGUCUUCUCCGCCUACGGCGCCGCCCAGAACCUCCAGAGCACCGUCAACACCGAGGGCGAUCUGGGCACCGUCUCGAUGGGCGUCCUCUACACCUCCUUCACGCUCUUCGCGGUCGCGGCGUCACCCGUGGUCAGGUGGCUCGGCCCCAGCCGCGCGCUCGUCGUCGGCACCAGCGGAUACCUGCUCUUCAUCCUCGCCAACCUCGUCCCGACAUGGUAUACAAUGGUACCAGCUUCACUGUACCUGGGUUUUACUGCAUCGAUCAUCUGGGUUGGACAGGGUACAUAUCUUACUUCCGCUGCCCUCAGUCAUGCAAGAGAUAAUAGUUUACCUGAAGGUCCUACUUUAGGAAGCUUUAAUGGAGAAUUUUGGGGAGUGUUUGCGAGCACUCAGGUCAUUGGAAAUUUGAUCUCACUUGCUCUUCUGAGAAAUGGAAAGGAUGGAGGAAGUGUAACAGGAAAGAAUCUGCUGUUUGUUGUGUUCCUUGGUUGCAUGAUUAUCGGAAUUGUAUUGAUGUGUUUAUUGUCCAAAAGGGAUGAGAAACGUGAUAAUGCUUCGACACACUCCUCAUUUGGAGCUAUGUUGAAAUAUAUUGUCGCACCUCUGAAGGACCGAAGGAUGAUUCUUUUGAUUCCGCUGAUUGCAUAUUCAGGUUUACAACAGGCAUUUGUAUGGGCCGUAUUCACAAAGAGUAUUGUGACACCUGUGCUUGGCAUAUCUGGAGUUGGUGGCGCCAUGGCAAUUUAUGGUGCAUCUGAUGUAGUUUGUUCAUUGGUUGCUGGACGUUUUACAUCUGGCCUUCAUUCAGCUACAUUUAUAGUGUCAGUUGGAGCUAUUCUUCAGGCUGCAGUCCUGUUUUGGUUACUUCUUCUUUACAGUCCAAUGGAGGGAGUACUUGGUGCAGCGGUUCCACUAUUUAUAGGUGCCUUAUGGGGUGUUGGUGACGGAGUCUUGAAUACGCAGUUAAGCGCGUUACUCGGAUUGCUGUUUGAGGAUGUCAAGGAGGCAGCUUUUGCACAGCUGAAGGUUUGGCAAUCAGGUGCCAUCGCAGUCAUCUUCUUCUUGAGCCCAAGCAUCACGCUGCAAGCCAUGCUUAUCUUGAUGGCUACGUUCCUCUUCAUCUCUUUUGGCUCGUUCCUUCUGCUUACCCUUGUCGUGGAGAAGCCAUCGACCAUCAGAGCGUGAGGUGAAUACCACUUCAAUGUGCAGACGGUGUCGUUGUCACCACAUGUCAUCAGUGUUACCAACAGCCUGUACAACUGCAUUGUUGUAUUAACCAGUGAUAAGAGACUAAGAAGAAAUUGGAUCAUCAUCAUCCAUCACAUACAACGCGAUGGCACCCACACCAUGCUAUUUGCUUUGGCCAUUGUUUGCUGGAGGCCUGAAGUGAAGAGAUUGCAGGCAAAAAUGGGGGAAGCGAGAGUCGGCUUUGUAUUUAGUUUCCUUUUUUUUUUUAAUCUCCCAGAUUGCCUGUGACUGUCUUACAGUGAAUCAUAUACGGAGUACCCAUUAUAAUUUCUAGGAGGUAACAUUUCAUUCAAA
Messenger RNA from Lolium perenne, 1799 nucleotides. Its product is annotated as UNC93-like protein 3. NCBI's taxonomy places the organism in Eukaryota, Viridiplantae, Streptophyta, Magnoliopsida, Poales, Poaceae. Gene Ontology annotation, biological process: potassium ion homeostasis. The record is from RefSeq and is a predicted model, not a curated record.